CGCAUCUUCUUCACAGCGGCGGCCACAGCGCGCCUGCGCAGUGCAUCCAGAAGGGCUCGGCGGCGAUCGGUGCUGAAGUGGGGCGGAUGGCAGGAAAACCCAGCGGCGAUGGACAUUACGCCGCUGGCUCGCCGUCGACGAUGUCGCUAAACGUGCGUAGGGACUCCUCGCUUCCAUGCCCGGCAUUUUGAGACGCUGACAGCCCGAGACAAGAGGAUGCUGUACAUUCAUCGUCUGCUGUGCUUUUAAGUUCAUAAAUGGUUCUAUUACUACGCUACAAGGCAGCCUAAAAGGCGACGGUCAAACGGAGCAGGAAAUACGGGAGGACAUUUGGCAAAACCUCACAUUAGCUUCAGCGUCCAUUUUUUUUUUUUUUUUUUUGCCAACUGGUCAGGGAUGGUGACACCAGUAACUCCUCUUCCCUCUGGUGAAAACACCCUCUUUGUUGUGUCCCGCAUCUCCUGUAAGCCAAACAGCCAGUCCAUCAGCCAAACAGACAGUCAGACAGUCCAACAGUCCAUACCUUUGUCAACCAGCUUGCUACCGUCCAGCAACCUGUUACCUCACGCCAUGGCUGCUCUGUCUGACCUGUGUUUAGGAACUCACUAAUUCAUGCCCUGCAGUGUGAGUGGAGUGGAGAUGAGAAAAAGGCAGGCGGCUCAUAUCGAGGCCCCACCCCAGGCCCCCGGACAGCCCCGACCCAACACCUGCUGCCUCUGCUGGUGUGGCUGCUGCAAGUGUCUGUGGAAUGAGGAGAGAAUGGAGAGAAAUGAACGGCAAACCUGCACCAUGAUGGACAGUAUUGACGCUGCUGAAGAACAACACCCCAGUCUGGAGGAGUUGCUGUCGUGGGCGCGGAGCUUUGACAUGAUGCUGCGCUCCUUCGAGGGCCGGGAGAUCUUCCGGGAGUUUCUGCGCUCUGAGUACAGCGAGGACAACCUGCUUUUCUGGUUGGCCUGCGAAGAGUUGAAGAAGGAGACGAACCCCUCGGUGGUGGACGAGAAGGCUAGGAUCAUAUACGAAGAUUACGUCUCUAUAUUAUCACCCAAAGAGGUGAGUCUGGACUCUCGUGUCAGGGAAGGAAUAAACCAGAGCCUCGCGGAGCCCAGCAACGCAAUGUACGAGGAGGCCCAACUCCAGAUUUACACCCUGAUGCACCGUGACUCCUUCCCCCGUUUCCUCAACUCCUCAGUUUACAGAGACCUCCUGGCCAGCAGGAGGCGCACCUGCCUCGACACUUAAACCUCUCCGUCUUUCGUCAUCGCCAUCGUACGCCAACGAAACCACUACUUAAAACUUUCAAGUUCUACAAUGGUGCCAGAAGCUGGGUUUGGAGAAUCUCUCACUGUUGUGACUGAACAGACUGAUAUCCAAGAUGGCUGGUUGGUUUUGUUAAUUUAUAUUUUUGAAGCAAUUUCCAUCCAGUUGUCCACUGGAGCCAGGUCGGCCUUUGCUGGCUGCUUUUUGGUCGGUUAAAGACCACGAAUGCUUGCCAGUGAUUGUUUUGCUAACAAUGUGUGCUGUUCGUUAGGAAAAACCACGACCGGAGGAGAUACGAAUCAGUUUUUGACGGCCAACCGGAUGGCCUGGAUAAUCUGGGACUCCUCGGGUCCUGAGGACAGAAGGAACGUGAGAGGCAGAAAGGACAAACUCAAUGUUACCGUACUGUAAUAUUUAGACCUCAUGCUUUUUACACUCUAAAUCCUGGAUUUACUCACUAUCUUUCUAAAUUUUAUUUAUUUAUUUGAUUCUAUGGAAUUCUCCAGCUUCGAUAGCUGUUUAUAUUUGUCCACCUUUGGAACACGAAGCCCAUGUGUUGGUGGGAAUUAGGGCGUGUUGGCCCGGUAACCAGUAGAAACGCUGGCUCCGCAUGCAGCUCUCUCCUCCUUUUCUCUGUUCUCUCGACACUGUAGCUUGAUGAUAAAAGCCGUGGACUGCAA
Molecule: messenger RNA, 1940 nt
Organism: Oryzias melastigma (Indian medaka)
Lineage: Eukaryota; Metazoa; Chordata; Actinopteri; Beloniformes; Adrianichthyidae
Gene: rgs17
Product: regulator of G protein signaling 17
Exons: 6
Coding region: 613-1242 (209 amino acids)
Source: RefSeq, a predicted model, not a curated record